This is a messenger RNA of Rotaria sp. Silwood1, 95 nucleotides long. NCBI's taxonomy places the organism in Eukaryota, Metazoa, Rotifera, Eurotatoria, Philodinida, Philodinidae. The record is from the annotation of a GenBank genome assembly.
AUGGUAGCGAUUAUUCGUGCUGCGACAGCACGUCAACAGCAAUCAUUUAAUGCAGAUACUAUAGUUGUACCUGGUACUGUAAGCAAAAAGAAUGG